Molecule: messenger RNA, 2190 nt
Organism: Ornithodoros turicata
Lineage: Eukaryota; Metazoa; Arthropoda; Arachnida; Ixodida; Argasidae
Exons: 1
Coding region: 1-2190 (729 amino acids)
Biological process (GO): DNA integration
Molecular function (GO): nucleic acid binding
Source: RefSeq, a predicted model, not a curated record
AUGGGAACAUUCACAGCGACAUUCAAGACUCAAGGAAAAUCUGUACGAGCAGCAAUAUUCGUAGUAAAAGGGCCACAAGCAUCAUUGCUGAGUUACCAAACAGCCUCGGAGCUCAACCUCAUCAACAUCGUACAGUCGGUGGGCCGGGAAACAUCAGUAGAUGCCAGAAGAGAGUUUCCGAAGUUGUUAGAAGGACUUGGAAAACUAAAGAAUGUUCAAGCUAACUUGGCAAUAUCAAGCAACGUCAAGCCAGUCGCACAACGACAUCGCCGAAUUCCUUUCAGAAUGAGGAAAGCAUUGGAGGCCGAGCUGACUCGCUUAGAAGACAUGGACAUCAUUGAGCGCGUCACAGGGCCUACCCUUUGGGUCUCACCGGUUGUUGUGGUUCCCAAACCACACACAGAAGGAGCGCUAAGAAUGUGUAUUGAUAUGCGAGAAGCUAACCGGGCUAUCGCUCGAGAGAGGCACGUGAUGCCCACGGUUGAAGACAUUAUCAAUGCACUGAAUGGCGCAGCAUAUUUCUCCAAGUUGGACCUGAAUGAAGGAUAUCAUCAGCUAGAACUAGAGGAGUCGUCACGGAGAAUAACUACUUUCUCUACCCACUGCGGUCUAAGAAGGUACAAAAGGCUGUUGUUUGGAAUCAAUGCGGCAGCUGAGAUAUUCCAGGACGCCAUCAGCCAAGUUCUACCCGACGAAGACGGAAUCAUCAACAUCAGUGAUGAUAUUCUGGUAUCCGGUCGAUCUAUAGAAGAGCAUGAUCGAAGAUUGCGUUUGGUCCUAAAGAACCUUGAAGAAGCAGGGCUCACACUAAACUUGAAAAAAUGUGUGUUGGGCUCCCGGAGUGUGAAAUUCUUCGGCCAUGUCUUUUCUGCCCAGGGAGUCACCAUUCACCCAGGAAAAGUGAGAGCAGUGGCAGAAAUGACUUCUCCAAGAAAUGCAGCCGAAGUAAAGAGCUUGCUUGGGAUGGUGAACUAUUGCAGUCGGUUCAUUCCCCGGUUAGCAGAAAUUGUGGAGCCCCUGAGGAGACUCACACACACGGAUGUUGAGUUCUCAUGGAAUCAAGAGCAAGAAGAUGCCCUCGAAAGGCUCCGAAAAGAGAUGUCUCACGCUCCGACACUGGCGUACUUCGAUGACAGAAAGAAUACGUACGUCAUCACAGACGCUGGACCAGAGGGAGUUGCUGGAAUUCUAGUCCAGGAAAUCAGGGACAAAAAGGAUCACAGCAUCUUGGCAUACCACAGCAGACCGCUGACGCCAACGGAAAAGAGGUAUCCGCAAAUCGACAAAGAAAUGCUGGCCAUAGUGUCGAUGGUCGAACGUUUUCGUGUCUAUUUAGCGGGGGGAAGAUUCACCGUCAAAACCGACCAUCUACCUCUGGUGUCAAUACUCAAGAAUCCAAGCGCCAAGCUAUCAGCAAGGCUAGAACGCCUUAGCCUCAGGCUGCAACAUUACGUCUUUGACGUGGAACAUAUCCCAGGUAAAACGAACCCGGCGGAUUAUUUGUCCAGACAUCCACCUUCAACGAAAGAAGGAAGUCCCACGAAAGAAGCCGUUGCCGCCGAAGAAUAUGUGUUGUUCUUAGUUAGGUGUGCUACGCCGAAGGCUAUGACGCUGCAAGACGUUCAAAAGGCUUACAAAGAUGAUGAACAAAUGGACUUACUGACUGCAGUCCUCCGAAGACGUGACAAGAAGUUUUGCAGACAUCUAUGGAAGUACGGAAAGUUAAAGCCUUUCAACCAGAUAAAAGGAGAACUAACAGUAACGGAGAGCAACUUGGUCUUGCGAGGACCACGCUUGGUAAUUCCCGAAAAGGCGCAGAUGGAGCUUGUGCAGUUAGCCCAUCGGGGACACCAGGGUAUGGUGAAGACGAAGCAGCUAAUUAGAGAGAAGGUAUGGUUUCCUGGGAUCGAUAAGAUGGUGGAAGCUGUGGUCAGAAACUGUGAGGCAUGUCAACGGACAGUAGAGGAGAAUAAGAACCUGCCGUUAGUAAUGACACAGCUUCCCGACGGACCGUGGCUAUCACUCGCAGCAUACUUUGCUGGUCCACUACCUGGCAACAAGUACCUGCUUGUCGUCGUAGAUGAAUACUCACGGUUCCCCGUGGUUGCGACGUUAUCAUCUCUGAACGGAGGAACGGUGACCACCAAGUUGAACGACAUGUUCACCGUACAUGGCAUCCCUGAAGUGUGA